Molecule: messenger RNA, 1130 nt
Organism: Mollisia scopiformis
Lineage: Eukaryota; Fungi; Ascomycota; Leotiomycetes; Helotiales; Mollisiaceae
Product: siroheme synthase middle domains-like protein
Exons: 3
Coding region: 267-1031 (254 amino acids)
Biological process (GO): siroheme biosynthetic process
Molecular function (GO): protoporphyrin ferrochelatase activity; precorrin-2 dehydrogenase activity
Source: RefSeq, a predicted model, not a curated record
AUGCGCCGGAGGGGCGGGAGGCGCCAAAGACUUCCCACUUCCAAGUAUCCUCCCGCCUCCCAGCUUUCGACCAGACAUGGCGGUGGUUUAUCAAAUGCGUAGCCUCAGAGCUUUGCCAGCUCGAGGUGUUUGAGGAUCUCCAACUUGAAGGUGGUCCGUGGACAUACCAGUUCGACGCUGCACUAGGCGACGAGCUACAGCCUUAUCUUAUCGCCUCGCUUUACUAGGAUUACUCAAAAAUAUAUCUCCGUUUCAAUUCUUUCAACAUGGAGGACAAAAAGUUCUCUGAAGUUCAAGGUGGUGGUUCACUGAUACUGGCAUGGCAGAUCAGAAACAAAAGAGUCUUGGUAGUAGGUGGCGGCGAGGUUGCUGCGGGGCGAAUAUUGAAUGUACUCAAUGCGGACGCAAAAGUUACUGUCGUCUCUCCACGAGAAGGAUUAAAUCCGGAAGUCGCAUAUCGAAUCGAGAAAGGACAAGUUGACCACUUGGACCGGAAAUUUGAACCUUCAGACCUUGACAAUGUGGAUAUGGUCUUGACGGCAGUGGAUGAUCCGGAAGCUUCGUCACAAAUAUGGAAGCUCUGCAAAGAGAGAAAGAUUGCUGCGAAUAUUGCAGAUGUGCCACCUGAAUGUGACUUCUAUUUUGGAAGUGUACAUCGGGAUGGUCCUCUCCAAGUUAUGGUUAGCACGAAUGGGAAAGGUCCAAGACUGGCAAACAUAGUGCGGAGGUCGAUAGCAGAGAAUUUGCCAAACAACAUAGGGGAGGCUAUAACAAAGGUCGGAAAGUUGAGACAAAUGCUGAGAAAGGUUGCUCCGGGUCCUGAAGAAGGCCCAAAGCGGAUGUCUUGGAUGAUUAAGGUCAGCGAUGCAUAUAGCUUGGAAGAUCUAUGUGAGAUGACGGAUAAAGACAUGGAGACAUUAUUAGGGUUUUAUGGGCCAGACAAAGUGCCCAGACUAGGUUGCUUGAGGGCGAUGGAAGGGGAGAUAGAUGCCUUUGAUGGAUCCUUUGGGUUCUGCGUUGGAUGGGGAUGAAGCACUCGCUAUGUAAGGUAACUUGUAUGAUCACAGAGCUAGAGAAGUGUACACAGAAGGAGAGUACUAGCUCAUACAUAGUACAUAAUGACACUUAAA